AUGCCCUCAUACGCACACGACUGGUCGCAGAACGGAACUGGGGGACUGAGAACACAUGGGCGACAUUUCAUAGACGCUUACGGGCGCGUAUGCAACUUGCGAGGAGUAAACCUGUCGGGGUCUUCGAAGAGUCCAGCCGACCAUGAUCACGAAAACUUCCCGGGCGACCACAAGUUUGUCACUUUCGUUGGGCGCCCGUUUCCACUAGAAGAGGCUCCAGAGCAUUUUGCGCGUCUUCGCCGGUGGGGGUUGACGUUCAUCCGCUUCUUGGUGACAUGGGAAGCAGUCGAACACGAAGGACCUGGAAUUUACGACAGGGAAUACCUAGACUAUCUCCGAAGUCUUCUAUCCUUACUGCCAAACUACGGAAUAUCGGCUUUCGUGUCGCUUCAUCAAGAUGUCUGGUCUCGUUAUUCUGGAGGGUCAGGCGCUCCAGCCUGGACCUUGGAAGCCGUCGGAUUCGAUUUGCGUGCCAUUGAAGAGGUGGGCGCCGCUUGGCUGCAUGGGAUGAGGGGCAGAGGGCACGUCGAAGCGGAGCGUGGCAUAUGGCCGUGCGGGUACCAGAAGUUGAGCGCGGCCACAAUGGCUACGUGUUUCUGGGCAGGAGCCACGUACGCCCCAAAGUUGCUAGUGAAAGAUCGGCACGGCAAAGAAGUCAACAUUCAGCAAUAUCUACAGAACGCUUUCUUGGAUAUGUGGGAACUGGUUGCUCAGUCAGUCGGGGAUCUAGAAGGUGUCCUUGGAUUUGAGAUGAUGAACGAGCCGCAUAGAGGCUACAUUGAAAUACCAUCACUACAUGCCUUCGACUACAACACAGACCUUCAUCUGUCGCACGUUCCUUCCGCCUUCGAAUCGUUCCAGUUGGGUGCUGGCCACCCUACUCUCGUUUCAACGUGGACCCGCUCGUUCCCCAUGCCUACGAAAAAGACGUCGACCACUCUGCUCAAUACAUCCAAGCGCAAAGCAUGGCAGCCUGAUGGCCCGACGAAUGGUCGUUGCUUGUGGGAACUCCAUCAUGUCUGGGGCUGGGACAACGUGAAGGAUCAACCCGUUGUUCUUCAGGAAAACUACUUCAGCAAAAUACCGACUACUGGAAAGAAAGUCGACUGGUACACAGACUUUUACUACCCUCUAUUGAACCAGUGGGCUGAGCGCAUCCGCACCAUCACAUCUCCAGACAAGCUCAUUUUUGUUGAGCCAAUUCCCAACGAGUUCUGUCCAACGUCUUUAGCAGAGCAUCAACCUUCGAACAUGGUAUUUGCACCGCACUGGUAUGACCUCAACGCCCUUUUUACCAAAGCCUAUGGAGACUUUACGGUCAAUGUUCAAGGGCUCUCAAGGGGAAUGUUCCCGCUGAAAACGUUUUACUGGGGUCACAAAGGUGCCAGAGAGAACUACACUCUGCAAAUUCGAAACAUCGUUGAGAAGGCGUAUGAUGCUCUUGGUGAAAGACCCGUUCUACUUGGGGAGUGUGGAGUGCCUAUGGAUAUGAAUAAAGGCGAAGCUUUUGAGACGGGAGACUUCAAGUGGCAGGCUCGGAUGAUGGAUGCUUUGAUGACAGGUCUUGAGCAAUCAUUGGUUGGUUUUACAUUAUGGAACUACAACCCCGACAACGACGACCAGCGAGGUGACGACUGGAACGGAGAGAACUUUUCUUGGUUCAGCCGAGGUCGUGCAUUGCCCCCCUCUUUGCUCUAUCACGAGCAGGACGCGCCGUCUCUCGACAACGGCGGCAGGAUCUUACCAUCCAUCGUCAGACCUUACGCAGCGAAAACGGCUGGUAUACCCAUCCACUUCCAGUAUGAAAUGAACACAGGGGCUUUCACAUACACAUGGAGCGUUUUCCAGCCUCCCAGGACGGGUCACGCCGCACUCACGUCCCUUGAGACGGAGAUAUUCCUGCCGUCGCAGUUGACACAUGGGAGAAGAGUCAUCGUCAAGGGGUUGGCUCCGGGCGAUAAGUAUCGAUAUGACGAAAGUCGGCAGACCUUGUUCAUCGUGUGUCAGGACACAAGCUUCGACAAGUUCCAUAGUAUUAUCGUUUCUUUGGAUCCCCCGCUGGCUCCUGCGUUUGCAGUUAACGACUUUAGGAGUGAUUUUGGUGGGAUGAUCAUGUCGACUUUGGUGGCGAUUCUUGCGAUUCUUGCUUACUUUUUCCUUCUCUAA
This is a messenger RNA of Laccaria bicolor S238N-H82, 2166 nucleotides long. Its product is annotated as glycoside hydrolase family 5 protein. Gene Ontology annotation, biological process: carbohydrate metabolic process. NCBI's taxonomy places the organism in Eukaryota, Fungi, Basidiomycota, Agaricomycetes, Agaricales, Hydnangiaceae. The record is from RefSeq and is a predicted model, not a curated record. The transcript is spliced from 14 exons. The coding region runs from base 1 to 2166 and encodes 721 amino acids. Gene Ontology annotation, molecular function: beta-glucosidase activity.